AUGCAGACGACAUCUGCCGACUUGCAGGCGCUGAGCUCGCACGGGAGAAGACUCGCAACGAAAUCAAUAUGUGCCUUUCUUAGGACAAGUGGAACAACUGGGUAUCGGAAACGUGGACCAAGCGACCUGCCAGCCCCUGUGGACACAAUUGCUCCCUCUUCCUCCACAUUGCGCAGUGCUCGGUUCCUUUGCUGGGCUAACAAGAUUGGCGUGUCCACAGACGUGAACGGCUGGAUUCAGUGGCGCCUGAAUUCUUCCUAUGCACCUUUCAGAGGGCUACUAGUCUCACAUGCCGCUGCACAGUCACGUGCUGAGCAGGCGGCGUCUUCUAUGAUGGCAAUGCCAAAUACCCCACCCACCUCAACUGCCUCUGCAGAUGCACCACCUAUUGGGAGUUCGUCUUCUGGAGAAGGAGACCCGCUUGUGCAGUACGUAGUGGUGCGCCGAGACUUGACGGAUGCGUUACAGUGGCCCCUGGGUGCGGUUGUGGCUCAGGCCUGCCACGCGGCGGUGGAUGCACUUGGGUUGGCCAUGGAUCGGAAUGUUGAGGAAGCGCGAAGGUAUUUGGCAGAAGGCAGUAAUAUGAGGACUGUAGUACUUCAGGUUUCAGGCGAAGGCGAACUGCUUAAGCUCAGAGACAGGCUGGUGCAGAACCAUAUCGAACAUAAGUUAUGGCAAGAAGAACCGGAAAAGAUUCCUACAGCGCUGGCCUCUGUACCGAUAAGGAAGAGCGUUGGCAAGGUUUUCAAAGGACUGAAGCUUUUGUCGUAG
Molecule: messenger RNA, 771 nt
Organism: Eimeria maxima
Lineage: Eukaryota; Apicomplexa; Conoidasida; Eucoccidiorida; Eimeriidae
Exons: 2
Coding region: 1-771 (256 amino acids)
Molecular function (GO): peptidyl-tRNA hydrolase activity
Source: RefSeq, a predicted model, not a curated record